CUCAUUCAUUAAUAUGUGUUGAUCUUGUACGAGCUGGGGUUAUAGAAACUGGGGUUUGAAUGGAAGGGCGCGGAGAGGCGCGGAGGUGGCACGGGCUCCACAUAUGUUCAUAUCACACCCCGCGACACAAGGCAGAGCUAGAGGGAUGGAUCAUCGGAGACUAACUAACGCACAGUGCAUGCUCUUGAGUCUUCUCCUUUCUCCGCUUAUCUUCACAAGACGCUGGCGGCAUAGGUAUGUACUCCGGAAAGAUGAUGGAUGCCGCAACCUUGGAUACGGCGCGGCAAUCCUCACAUCCAAGCUGUAUGUACCUUCUCCUUUCUUUGCGUAUCUUAUCUCGAAGCGCUUGGCGACCGACAUCGUGCGUUGGGCUUCCGUCUCCAUCCAAGCAACCAUCUGCCACUGGUUCAUUGCGGCUACUGGGCUACUCGCCCUCGUUUCUCAACGCAGCUAAGCCUUGUCGAGUAUGGGACACGUCCAGAGGCGGUUGUCGAUAUGAUCGGUCGCCAGGCUACUGCUAGCUAGUGCACCCCUCCACGCUAGCCUCAAUAACCCCUCUGCAAUGGACUGCGUUGUCUCCCGAGCGCGCUGUAUUAUACUGUACAAACGCCGCCCAUGUCCUCCGGAGAGACGCCGAAACGAACCGUCAAAGAAGCAGUGAUAUGUUUGACGGGGCAGGAGGUACAACGUGAGUCCACGGCUCAGCUGACCGGCAGAUAGAGGAGGUG
Molecule: messenger RNA, 728 nt
Organism: Coniophora puteana RWD-64-598 SS2
Lineage: Eukaryota; Fungi; Basidiomycota; Agaricomycetes; Boletales; Coniophoraceae
Exons: 3
Coding region: 252-521 (89 amino acids)
Source: RefSeq, a predicted model, not a curated record